AACAAAGUCUGUUAUUUAAACACUUCUCAAAAAUCUUCCCAAAUACAUUGAUAACUGAAAUAGGUCUAUAAUUGAACAUAUUGUCUUUGCUUCCAGAUUUAAAUAUUGGUAUCACUAUGCUUGAGGAUACUGAGGAUUUGAAACAGAGGUUGAUAAUAUUACAAACUAUUUGUUGUAACUCUAUGUUAUCCACUGGAGUUAGAAACAUAGAGUGAGCAAUGAUGACGACAAUUAACAACAAUUUUUAUGUUUACACCGUCCAACUUCCUCAAGGUUAAAACUUUUUUCAGUUUAUUGGAUCGUAUAAAAUGACUAUAACAAAUACUAAAGACAAUUCUUGCUUAGAAUGAUCCAAGAAAUUUAAAAAAAUGGAGCAAAGAACAUUAUUUUUGAAAUUUGUUCAAAAAUUGUUUAACCCACACCGGGUAAGUUCUUGGCUAUUGAAGCAUUCGUCCUCGUCUAUCUACGUGAAUCACAAAACGUGA
This is a messenger RNA of Acanthoscelides obtectus, 485 nucleotides long. The record is from the annotation of a GenBank genome assembly. Lineage: Eukaryota; Metazoa; Arthropoda; Insecta; Coleoptera; Chrysomelidae.